AGUAAACGAGUUGUUAAACGAUAUUCUCAAACAUCGACCAUGUCAUCUCGUGACGGAGGCAAGAAGAAGCCGCUGAAGGCCCCGAAGAAGGGAGAAAAAGUUCUCGACGAAUCUGAUUUGGAGUUUAAGAAGAAGCAACAAGAAGAGGCGAAGAAGUUGAAGGAACUCGCCGCCAAGGCCGGCCAAAAGGGUCCCUUAGCUGGAGGAGGGAUUAAGAAAAGCGGUAAGAAAUGA
Messenger RNA from Rhagoletis zephyria (snowberry fruit fly), 234 nucleotides. The record is from RefSeq and is a predicted model, not a curated record. Lineage: Eukaryota; Metazoa; Arthropoda; Insecta; Diptera; Tephritidae.